UAUAACUACUCGCUGAUAAGUUUCUUGAAAUUAAUUUCAUUAAGAAGGCGACUUCAUUAUUGUUGAAACUGGGAUGGGUGCAGCAAAAAGUAACAAUAAAGGUGGCAAUGGAGUGCGAGAGUUCCAGGAACAAGGCGUUGAAAAUAGCUUCUAUGAUAAAAGGUGUGACUUCGGUGGCGAUAGAAGGGGACAGCAAAGAUAAAGUGGUGGUGACCGGGGAAGAUGUGGACACGGUUUGCUUGGGCAGGAUGCUGAGGAAGAAGUUCCGGUGUGUGACGGUGCUGACGGUGGAAGAGGUGAAGCCCAAAAAGGAGGACGACAAGGACAAGCCCAAAUGUUGUACAUUGUGUGUGGUGCCGCUUCAUCCCUGCGUGAGGUGCCACAGCCCCAAGUGCGACGGUGGGUGCAAGCCGUGCUGCAAGUGCCAGAGCCCCAGGUGCGACGGUGGGUGCAAGCCGUGCUGCAAGUGCCAGAGCCCCAGGUGCGACGGUGGGUGCAAGCCCUGCUGCAAGUGCCAGAGCCACAGGUGCGACGGUGGGUGCAAGCCCUGCUGCAAGUGCCAGAGCCACAGGUGAGACGGCGGGUGCAAGCCCUGCUGCAAAUGCGACAGCCACAAGUGCGACGGUAAGUGCAAGCCGUGCUGCAAGUGCGAGAGCCACGAAUGCGACGGUGAGUGCAAGCCGUGCCCGGGAUGCCGCAGCUACCGAUGCCUUGGUCAGUGCGUUUCGGUGAUCUGCUACGGCCACUACCCUCCUUGGGUCUCAUGUCCCACUUGCUGCGCUAAGCCUCCCUCUUCCAAUUGUUACAACGUCGUUUAUGAUCCUCCCCCGUCUGAUUCUUGCUCCAUCCAGUGACUCCACCGUUAACCUUUUUUCAUUCCAAUUCUCACUCUUCCCACACAUUCAGAAACCACUUCUGUUCCUUUCACUUUCCUGUACUUGCAUGUAUGCUUCUUUCUGGC
Neltuma alba is the source of this 961-nucleotide messenger RNA. Its product is annotated as keratin-associated protein 5-11-like. The record is from RefSeq and is a predicted model, not a curated record. The transcript has 2 exons. The coding region runs from base 108 to 575 and encodes 155 amino acids. Lineage: Eukaryota; Viridiplantae; Streptophyta; Magnoliopsida; Fabales; Fabaceae.